Chironomus riparius is the source of this 2501-nucleotide messenger RNA. NCBI's taxonomy places the organism in Eukaryota, Metazoa, Arthropoda, Insecta, Diptera, Chironomidae. The record is from the annotation of a GenBank genome assembly.
GUUUAAACAAAAGAAGAGAAAAAAUUAGCAAAAACAGAGAAAUUUCACAAAUAACUUAAUUAAUAUGGAAAUACUCAACGAAAAUCUUAAACAAAUCAAAAUUCCAACAUCCAGCGAUAACAUUUAUAGUGAGGAAUGUGUUUUUUCGUACGAUACGCCGGAAAGUGAUGAUGGAUUAUACAUAAGUUUAACAUCUUUCCUGUCAUUUGGUAGAGACUAUGUUGAGCGGUACUAUCAGAAAACCAAAAAUGCUGUGUUCCUUCAUAUCAAACGGACCAAAACUGAGAUCAUUCAAGCUGACUCUGAAGAAGGACCUGAGAAGAAAAUCACUCGACUGGCGAUUGGAUUAGAAGGUGGAUUGCAGGAUAACUCCACUAAGAAAUAUAAUUAUGAUGAUACUUAUCAAAUUGUUGUAUUUCCAUCACAAACAAAAUAUCCAUUUCCAAAUGAAAAUCUUCCAGCGAUUGUUUUAGAAUCAGUAAAUGCAAUCAUUACAUCCGAUUCUGCGUUCAAGAAACUGGAGAAGGAACAAUUAAGUGGUACUUGGGAUGGCGAAAUGCGCCAAAUUUCAGCUUGUGCCUUGGAUUUACAGCAAUUAGAAACCGGCAAGAAGAUUCCACCGACUGGAUGGAAAUGCGAGAAAUGUGAUCUUACUAAUAAUUUGUGGUUGAACUUAACUGAUGGAUCAAUUAUGUGUGGACGACGAUUUUUCGAUGGCACUGGUGGAAACGAUCAUGCAGUACAUCAUUAUCAGGCUACAAAGUAUCCGUUGGCUGUAAAACUCGGUACAAUAACUGCAGAUGGAAAAGCUGAUGUUUAUAGCUAUGCUGAAGAUGAUAUGGUCAUUGAUCCUUAUUUACAACAGCAUUUAAUGCAUUUUGGCAUUAAUAUCUUUCAAAUGGAAAAGACUGAAAAGUCAAUGGUUGAAAUGGAACUAGAAUAUAAUCAACAUUUUGGUGAAUGGGCUGUUUUACAAGAAAGCUCUGGAAACUUAUUGCCAAUUGCUGGGCCAGGAUUAACAGGAAUGACUAAUCUCGGAAAUAGCUGUUAUUUAAACAGUGUCAUGCAAGUCAUGUUUAGAGUUCCUGACUUUGUUGAGCGUUAUGUUAAGAAGGCAGAUGAAAUCUUUAAUGCAUCACCAUCAGAUCCAGUUAAUGAUUUUAAUGUACAAAUGGCGAAAUUAGGUCAUGGAUUGUGGAGUGGAAAAUACAGCUCAAUUGGGGAAAGUUCCUUAGAUACUGGUGCCACUGGCAUUAAACCAACAAUGUUUAAGAAUUUGAUUGGAAAAAAUCAUCCAGAUUUUUCAACUAAGCAACAACAAGAUGCACAAGAAUUCUUAUUGCACUUAUUUACAGUUAUUGAACGUAACAGUCAUGGACAAUCGAAUCCAACUGAUUCUUUCAAGUUCCAAAUCGAGGAUCGUGUUGAAUGCUUAAGCAGCAAUAAAGUUAAAUACAGUUAUCGUGAUGAAUAUUUACUUCCACUGCCAAUACCACUGGAAAGUGCUACGAAUUUAGACGAUGUCCGUAAAUAUGAGGAAGAGAAAAUCGCAGCAGAACGUGAAGGACGUAAAAUGCCAGACGAUUCGCUCAUUCGUCCAAAGCUCUCUUUAAAAUCAUGUCUCGAAAAGUUUGCAGAACCAGAAAAUGUUGAACAAUUUUACAGUACAGCAUUAAAUGAUAAAACGACUGCAAGUAAACGUGCAAGACUGUCAACAAUGCCUGAUUAUCUCAUUUUGCAUCUUAAGAAAUUCACAUUACGUGAAGAUUGGACAUCUGUUAAGCUUGAUGUCUCUGUUGAUUGUCCUGACGAGCUUGAUAUUUCAUUUUUGCGUGGAACUGGAUUACUACCAAACGAGGAAGAACUACCAGAAAUGAAAAACCGUCCACCAUCGCCACAGAUGGAUGCAGAAGUACUAUUAUCGCUACAAGACAUGGGAUUUCCACUUGAUGCUUGUAAAAAGGCUGUUUUCUUCACAAAAAAUACUGGCUUAGAAAAUGCUACAAAUUGGAUUAUGCAGCAUAUUACUGAUGACGAUUUUAGCUCACCAUUCGUGCCGCCGGGUCAUGAAAAUGUUCAAAAAGAAUUUAUUCCGGACGAGGAAGGUCUAGCAAUGAUCCUUUCAAUGGGAUUUACAAUGAAGCAAGCAACAAAGGCUCUCAAGGCCACAAAUAAUAACACAGAACGUGCUGUUGAUUACAUUUUCUCACAUAAAGAUGAAAUCGAUAUGGAAGACGAAGAAAAUCCAGCAUCGUCAUCAACAGCACCAAAUACGAAGCAAUAUCGUGAUGGAAAUGGCAAAUACCGCUUAAAAGCAUUCAUAUCUCAUAUGGGAACAUCCUCACAAGUUGGGCAUUAUGUUUGUCACAUUCUAAAAGAUGAUCAAUGGAUAAUUUUUAAUGAUAGUAAGGUUCAAAUCAGUCAGCGACCUCCAAAGGAUUUAGGAUAUUUGUAUCUCUACGAACGUAUCAAAAAAUGAAUUUAUUAAUGAUAUAAUUCAA